ACUGGUGGGUUUAGACCUAGGCUACUCUAGCCAGGACCUUCCACGCAUGACAUGGAUUACAGUAGCAGACAACACGCAUGCACAAACACAAGACUAUAGAGGUGGGUGUCUGUAUGUGCGGAGGUACCAAAGACACCGACAAUGAAACACUUGUUGUGGGUGUCGGUUCAAUGAUGCAACAGACUGAAGAUAGCGGACAGUGUUAUGUGAAAGUUCAUAGUUUUGUGUUUGGUCAAGUGAAAUGUGAUGAAUCUUCAGUUAUAUUAAAAUUCAAAAUAUUAAAAUUAAUUUUAGGCAUAAGAAAUUGCCGCUACUUCUACACAUACGUGUAAUCUCUUCCACAGCUUGUUGUUAGUUUUUAAUUUACUCUUGUAGUCCUCCGUAUUCGUACAGAACAGACAUCAUGUAUGGAAUGCUGCUGGAAAGCGUUCAACAUUUCGUACAGCUGGAGUACGGUGAAGAAGUAUGGCAGCAAGUGAGAGAGCAGGCGGACUGCAAGUUCGCCGUGUUCAACACACACCACAUCUAUCCCGACCACGUGAUGACGAGCCUCGCGGCAGCUUGUGCAAAUGUCACAGGAGAAGGCGCAACCACAGAUCAUUUCAUGCAGUUCUUUGGUCGCUGCUUCGUGCGCUUCUUUAGCAACUUUGGUUACGAUCUGACGAUCAAAGCAACUGGGCGAUAUUUCUCUGACUUCCUGCAAAAUGUAGACAACAUCCAUUUGCAGAUGCGUUUCACUUACCCCAAGAUGAAGAGCCCCUCCAUGUAUAUCACCCACGUAGAUCCUCAGGGUGUGGUGCUGGUGUACAGGAGUAAUCGGCAGGGUUUCAUUCACUACUUCAUGGGUCAACUGUACCAGAUUGCUGAAGAACUGUACAACACACAACUAGCCAUCAAAGUACUGGAGGAAGUGACAUCUGUUCCGGGUACACGGAAGGUCCUUGUCAAGUUCCGGGUAGAUUUCGAUAAUCGUGAGUUUAUCCUGUCGCGGACGGACAAGAGGACACACCUGGAGAGACUCACUCUGCCUGCCGUCCCCUGCUCAGUCCUCAUGCGUCUCUUCCCAUUCGGCCUCGUCUUCAAUGAGGACAUGCGCAUCCUAGCCGCCGGAGAGAAGCUCCUCCAGGUGUGCGGCACAAAUCCUGACGUCCUCCUAGGACAGUCCGUCACUGACAGCUUCAAGCUUCGGCGUCCUAGGGGCAUCACCUUCACUUGGAAAAAUACACUGUACCUGCAUUCUGUGCUGUUCGAGCUGGAAAUAAUCCGGACGCCGAAGGCGGAAGAUGAGUUGAGCGCAGCUGCUGUGGAAGUUACGCACAAGCCGACACUGCCCCUCCUCCUGGACCGCCGACGAGGCAGUCAGGGCACCCGCAGCAUCUUGCUCAAAGGGCAGAUGAAGUACAUCGACGACAUCAAGGCUAUCGUAUUUCUGUGCAGCCCUCUAAUAAAUAACCUGGAUGAGCUUCCAAACAUGGGAUUGUACUUCAACGACCUUAACCUGCACGGCCUAAGCCGUGAAAUGGUCUUAGCCGGAUGGCAACACUGUUCUAGACUUGAGCUGAUGUUCGAGAGAGCUGAGCAGAGAUCUUUGGAGCUGGAGAGAAACUACACCCUUCUUGACUGCUGGAAGAGGAGAGGUGACGAACUGCUGUACUCCAUGAUCCCCCGUUCGGUUGCUGACAGGCUGCGCACCGAAAAGAAUUCACUCAAUACAUGUCAGUCCUUCGACGCGGUGUCCGUUCUGUUCUGUGAGCUGGUGGACUUCAGUUCUUCAACAGUGCAGGACGCCAUGGACGUUGUUAUGAGCAUGAACGCAGUCUUCAGCUGUUUCGAUGCCCUCAUGGAUCGCUACAAUGUCUACAAGGUUGAGACUGUGGGGCAGGUGUAUAUGGUAGUGAGCGGUGCUCCAGAGUACACACCCCAGCAUGCGGAGAACGUUGCUGAUGUCUCCCUCUGCCUACUCCGGCACGUCAAGCAGCUUCAGUUGCCUUCAGGAAUCAGCAUACAAAUUAGAAUCGGAAUCCACUCUGGUCCUGUGGUUGCUGGAGUCGUGGGCCUCAAGGUCCCUCGAUACUGUCUGUUUGGAGAUACCGUCAACACUGCAGCCAGAAUGCAAACCACAAGCAUGCCUGGGAAGAUUCACAUAUCGACAACAACUCGACAACUUCUUCCUGAUCAGUAUGUCACAGAACCCAGAGGACUCGUCACAGUGAAAGGAAAAGGGGUGAUGGAAACAUUUUGGUUGCUGAACAACGCAGCUGUGGAGGAACAAACCCCGAGGAGUAACGGUGCUGCUCAAGCUACAAGUGCAGACACUCAACUUGUUAGUGUUGGGUUAACAACCAAAGUGUCAGAGAUCUCCUCUGUUUCCAUCAUCAUGGUGAAUGUGAAGCACAGCGCUGAAUCAGGCCAACGAAUCAAGUUUUUCAAUGCCGCGUCCCAGGAUGCUUCUGGUCUUGGUCUCUUGAGUCUGGUGGUACGAGAAUUGCAACGUCGUUCACAAAUUUCUCAGUGUGCCGUGUUAAAAUUAAACCUAUUUUUUUUUCAAAACAAAAUGUUGUGUCAUCAAGUUGCUGCGUGUGUGUUGGUUAUCAUUUUGUCCGUUUUAACCUAUGGCACAUAUGCAUUACCUCAGACGGAUGGCUCUGCUGAAGUUCCACCGCUACCCAAUCGACCCAAUUCCACAGUGCAACUACACUACAAUGACACCAACAAAGACGUCACUACAGAUAUUGCAGAAGUCAGCACCGAGAACAGUGGAGACAAUUCUUGCGGCUGCGUUUGUGGAGUACCGAACCGGAAGCAGAGGAUUGUUGGUGGCCAAGUGACGAAAGUGAACGAGUUUCCUUGGAUUGUUGCACUAAUUAAGCGCGGGAAGUUCUACUGCGCAGGAAGUCUCAUCACCAGACGUCACGUGCUAACUGCAGCUCACUGUGCAGACGGCUUCAACGUGAGUGACAUCCGCGCGGUUCUGGGGGAGCACAACAUGAUGAGUAAGACGGAGACAGUGGCUGUUGAGAGGAAACUGACAAAAGCUAAAGUUUAUGCCAACUUCAGCAUCUUAACCUUCAACAAUGAUAUUGCAGUCCUGGAACUCGAGUCUCCUGUGGAGUUGGGUACCACUGUCCGUCCGGCGUGUCUCCCAGCUGAUGGAAACAAGAACUACACGGGCCGAGUGGCCAUCGUAGCGGGUUGGGGCCGCACUGAGGAGAGGAAGCCGCCUUCCAGCUCCCUUCGCAAAGUGGCUGUUCCCAUCAUCUCCAGGGAGGAAUGCUUCAACUCUGGCUAUGCCAAGAACAGGAUCACAGAGAACAUGAUCUGCGCGGGGUAUGCAGAUGGCAAAAAGGAUGCCUGUCAGGGAGACAGCGGUGGACCUUUGCAUCUUGACGCAGAACGUGGCUUUAUGGAAACAGUCGGAAUAGUGUCCUGGGGUCGAGGGUGUGCCAGGCCCAAUUACCCCGGAGUGUACACGAAGGUAGCCAACUAUUUGGAUUGGAUCCAGGAGCAGAUUGGUGACGAAUGCAUGUGCCCACCCCCAUCAUAACCGCAUGCUUCCGGGGACCACGGCUCUCAGUACCUGAUUCGUUGUCACCGGUCCAACCUUCGCUUUUAUUUAUUGUGAUGUAAACGACUUGGGAUAGCGGAGCAAUAAUAAAAUUGUUCCCAAGUGAUUCAGUAAAA
Molecule: messenger RNA, 3681 nt
Organism: Cryptotermes secundus
Lineage: Eukaryota; Metazoa; Arthropoda; Insecta; Blattodea; Kalotermitidae
Product: soluble guanylate cyclase 89Db
Exons: 21
Coding region: 404-3544 (1046 amino acids)
Biological process (GO): proteolysis; response to oxygen levels; nitric oxide-cGMP-mediated signaling
Cellular component (GO): guanylate cyclase complex, soluble
Molecular function (GO): guanylate cyclase activity; serine-type endopeptidase activity; heme binding
Source: RefSeq, a predicted model, not a curated record